This is a messenger RNA of Oryza sativa Japonica Group (Japanese rice), 896 nucleotides long. The record is from RefSeq and is a predicted model, not a curated record. NCBI's taxonomy places the organism in Eukaryota, Viridiplantae, Streptophyta, Magnoliopsida, Poales, Poaceae.
UCCAUUAGAGUAGCACGUAGCCUCUAGCUCUAGCUAUAGUUAUAUUACUAGCUACUAAUAAAUCUAGUGUCAGUCUAGCUUAGCUGCAUUAAGCGUGUAAAAUGGCACUUAACAAGAAUGUGGCCAACAUUUGCACUAUGCUAGCUAUACUUGUGUUUUCCCUGCAGCUAUUUUCUUCUCAGGGCAGGCCUUUGCCUGACGACGAUGGCAUCACCUCUGAAAUGCAGAUCAGGAGAUACCUGUUAUCGCAUGGCAAUGGAGUGGUCGAGGGCGCCGUGUCCCCCUCGUCGGAGAUUGGCGGUCCCAUGGUCGGCGCCUCCGGCGGCGUCCGGCCGACCAACCCAGGGCACAGCCCAGGUAUCGGUCAUCAUGUCGCCAUCAAUGGCGACGUCGACGACGACGAUGUCCGGCCGACGAACCCAGGGCACAGCCCAGGUAUCGGUCAUCACGCCAUCGUCAAUGGCGCUGAUGACGCCGAUGAUGUCCGGCCGACGAACCCGGGGCACAGCCCAGGUAUCGGUCACGCCGUCGUCAAUAGUGCCGACGAUGACGCCGACGAUGUCCGGCCAACGAACCCGGGGCACAGCCCGGGCAUCGGCCAUGCCUUCGUCAACAAGAUCGAUGGCCCAGCUGGGAAGAAGAAGCUCUGAAUUACCAAGUUUAGAGACGAGAGGUUGUCUGUGCAUUAAUUAGUCACCGCGUGAGUGUUAUUAUUGCAUGCAAUAUAUGUAUUGUGUUGUCCGUGUUGUAGCUUUUCUUUACUCUCUUUAUUUUCUGUACGUAUUGUGUUUCUUCUUCUUCAACUUUUGUCGUGUUUUCUUUUCCUUCUAGCAUUAGUACGUCGUGUCAAUGUAUGUUAAUUUCAGCUAGAUUAAUUCUAGCUUGUCAAUCUGUAU